Pelobates fuscus (common spadefoot toad) is the source of this 4057-nucleotide messenger RNA. It is a transcript of the gene TRAF4, whose product is annotated as TNF receptor associated factor 4. The record is from RefSeq and is a predicted model, not a curated record. Lineage: Eukaryota; Metazoa; Chordata; Amphibia; Anura; Pelobatidae. Gene Ontology annotation, molecular function: protein binding; zinc ion binding. Bases 303 to 1715 code for a protein of 470 amino acids. Gene Ontology annotation, biological process: signal transduction; regulation of apoptotic process; activation of NF-kappaB-inducing kinase activity. The transcript is spliced from 7 exons.
UGUACCUUGAGCUGCUGAGCAGGAGCAGACAGGGCAAGCCUGGAUACAGACAGCUGGUAGGAGCAGCCUAGUCUGGGGAUCCUUGAACACAGGAAGGAGCUCUCCUUGAAAGCUGGUGGGGAGCUCCACUUUUCAAUUCUUCUGAACGCUUUACAAGUCGUUUUGUUGCUGUAUGGGUGCUCCUUGUUCUGAGGCAGCUGUGGUGGAACACAAUUGACCUUGGACAUCCAGCGUGGAACCCCCAGAAGAUACAAUCUAACUGUCUGUGAUUAGUGGGUGGAGAGCCCCCAGUCCCUGCCACCAUGCCGGGGUACGAUUACAAGUUUCUGGAAAAGCUCAGGCGCAAAUUUAUUUGCCCCCUGUGUGGGAAGGCAAUGAGAGAACCUGUCCAGGUCUCCACCUGUGGACACCGCUUUUGUGACACCUGCCUACAGGAGUUCCUCAGUGAGGGUGUAUUUAAAUGUCCAGAAGAUCAACUUCCACUUGACUAUGCCAAGAUUUAUCCUGACCGAGACUUGGAGACUCAGGUGCUUGGUUUAUCAAUACGUUGUAUACACAGCGAGGAAGGAUGUCGCUGGAACGGACAACUAAAGCAACUUCAGAUUCAUCUCAAUAUUUGUGCCUUUAACGUAAUCCCGUGUCCGAACCGCUGUAGCACCAAACUGAUCCGUCGCGAUUUGCCGGAGCACAUGCAGCACGACUGUCCGAAGCGUAAAGUCCGCUGUGAAUUCUGUGGCAGUGACUUCACCGGGGAGGCUUAUGAGGAUCACCAGGGCAGCUGUCCCCAGGAAAGCGUGUACUGUGAGAAUAAGUGUGGAGCCAGAAUGAUGAGACGUGUGUUAUCCCAGCAUUCAUUGGCAGAGUGUCCCAAACGUACGCAACCCUGUCCGUACUGCAAUAAGGAGUUUGUCUUCGAUACCAUCCAGAGUCAUCAAUACCAGUGUCCACGAUACCCAAUCACAUGCCCCAACCAGUGUGGCAUGGCCAAUAUUGCCCGAGAAGACCUGAAUGGACACCUGAAGGACAGCUGCAGCUCUGCUUUGGUGCUUUGUCCAUUUAAGGACUCUGGCUGCAAGCAUCGAUGCCCUAAGAUCAGUAUGAGCCGACAUUUGGAGGAGAACAUGAGGUCCCACCUCAGCAUGAUGUCCUCCUUAGUCAGCCGACAAAGACAGGAGAUUCAAGAUUUGAAGAAGCAAGUGGAAGAGCUUUCUGUGAGCAGUGAAGGAGUACUCAUCUGGAAAAUAAGUGACUAUAGCCGCAAAGUGCAAGAGGCCAAAGUCCGGGGAAACUUUGAGUCCUUCAGUCCAGUUUUUUACACACACAGAUAUGGAUAUAAACUCCAAGUCUCAGCAUUUCUAAAUGGCAAUGGCAGCGGUGAAGGAAGCUAUCUUUCGGUGUAUAUUCGAGUGCUACCCGGAGAAUAUGAUAACCUUCUGGAAUGGCCCUUCUCAUAUCGAGUUACCUUUUCUUUACUUGACCAAAGUGACCCGUCGUUGUCUAAGCCCCAAAACAUCACAGAAACUUUCAACCCUGACCCAAACUGGAAGAAUUUCCAGAAGCCAAGCGGUUCCCGUAAUUCACUGGAUGAGAGCACUCUUGGGUUUGGAUAUCCCAAAUUUAUAUCUCAUGAGGACAUUAGAAAGCGGAACUAUGUACGUGAUAAUUCAUUAUUUCUCAAAGCAUCUGUAGAGAUCCCUCAGAAGAUCAUUGCUUAAUUAAGAAGUUUUGUUGGGAUAUAGAUUUCAGCCACAUUCUGAACUGGACAUUCCUCAUUCUUGCUAUUGUGUUCUGCACAGGAUAUCUUCACUGAAGAUACUACCUAGUCUACAAAGAGGAGAAAUGUUACACAACACGUAGUGGGAGCGCUUGAAGCAAUUUGAAUGACUGACCAAGUCAACUGUGAACUCGCGUGGAAGGAAGUACUUCUGGGCCAUCCUGGUGUAAUUUGGUGAUAUUUCAAAUGUAAUCUCCAUGUGCCAGGCAUUAUGGGUAGGCUACUCUGCACGCAAAAGACUAAAUAUUCCCAGCUGGCCUUAUGCAUGUAUGAAACACUUUCUAAAUAUCUUUAAAAAAAAAAAAAAAAUUGACUUUUUACGACGAGACUGUUUUACAUACCAUUAUCUGGUCUCUGUCUUUGUCCAAUGUUGCAUUUCAUUAACUUCUCCGGUGCAAAAGGAAUCUUCACAGCAAUAGGUUGCACUCCGUUCCAGCACUGAAUUUGCAUGGAUUAAUUCAGUAGUAAAAUACUGAGACCGGAAAAUCGAUUAUACGAAGGCCAAGAGAUCACAGGCAAGAUUGUCCAUCAGAGGAAAAGGCCAUUGACCAGGUGUUAAAGUAAAGCCAAAGUGUCCAGUCAGAAAAAGGACUAUACGAGGUGUGCCCCAAUCCCUAGCAGCAGGUCAGGGGUCGAGUCUACCUCAGGGGAAAUUACAUGGUGCUGGGGCGUUGUUCAACUACAUUAAUUUCAUGUUUUUUCUGGGAGAUUCAUAAAUAACUGUUAAAAACCAUGAGCUCUUUGGCUAAAAACAGAUUAGUCUUUUGACAUAACUACACAAAAUGGCCAAAGAACAAAACAAACUAAUGGAACGAUUAUGUGACAAAACUGAACAUCAUCCUUCAGUCGUCUCUUGAAACGGGCAACUAAAUUUAUAUUGUGUGCAGCAUUGUCUCAACAGUAGUUUUCUACACUUUUUUGCAGUUUAUAUACCUUUUUUAUUCCAUUUUUCUAAGUGACACAAUUUGAUGAUGAUGAUAAUAAUAAUGUUCCAGGCUUUGGGCUUUGAUUCAGUUGAUUUUCUUGUCUGGGUUUUUGUACCUGAUCAGUUGUAUCAUGAGAAUGUGUGUAUCAUUUGAGCAUCGUAGCCAUGUUGCAAUUUAGAAUGUCCGUGUACUAAGCUGGCUUGAUUAUAAGAGUUCAAGGAGGGGCUAUCUGAACCAUUCUAGAAACCAGCUUUCUCUUGGCAUAAUAUCAUGGGAGAUCUAGAGAGGCGCUUUUUUUUUUUUUUUUUUUUUUUUUUUUAUAGCCCAUUUAGCAUCAUUUGCUGAAAUCAACAAGAGGCCUUUGGAUCUGGGUCACGUUGUUGCAAGAUACUAUGCUCUUUUGCACUAACUAGAUCAAAAUGUGUUGCCUCAACUUAUAGAACUUUUGAUUCAGCACUUCUGAUUAUGCAUUUCUAAACUACGGGGACCAAUUAUCACAAGAAAAAAUAAAUAAACAACUAUUUUUCAUCCAAUUCAUAUUUCAUGCAUUCUGCAGUUUAUUACAUAUCUCUGAGGUCUACUUCCUGUUCAGCAUAAUGAAUAUGGAUAUACAACAUUGUUUAAAUGGGCCCUAAGGUGCUCCUCGUUACAUCAGAAGAGGAUGAGGGCAGUUAUUUUGGUUUAGUGGAAACUCUGGUUCUUCAUCAUCUGAAGGUGGAAUUGUAAGCCAACAAGCUGCCAACAAAGACUCUACUUUAAUAAUUGUCUAAUCCCAGGACUUCUGUAUGUUAUUAACUAUGGUGGUCCCAGAGGGCAGGCUUAAAAACCAAAACUAACUAUUUUGAUGAUGAUGUAAGUUUAGUUCUCUUUCUUGAAUGCUGUUUGUAUUUUGUUAGAGAUUCGCAGUUUACCAUGCCACCAAAACCAAUUUUGCCUCAUCCUGCAUGAUAACUUAAAAAUAAAUGUAACUUAACUAAACAGCAUUGCUUAACCUUUUUAAAUGGUUAUCUGAGAGCAUUCCAUGUUUUUACUGUGACUUUGCUGGUAUAGCUGCUUACCUAUUGACACUCUAAAUGAAAUUACGUUUCCCCUCUGAUAUAGGAGUGUCAAAACUCUGCCUACUUUUUCCCAAUUUCUUCCCCAGAAUAGGCAAAUCUCACUCUUGUCUCCGCCUUUGCUUCUUUCAUAGGUCAUACUAGGGCACUAAUUACCAGCCAUGAGUCUUUAAGGCACUGACUAUGAUGAUCGCAUUAUUGGUACUAAAGGGGUUUAAAUAGUCCUUUCUCAGAGAUGUUCUGUGUCAUAGGUGGCACAUUAUCAGGCAUAACAGGCGUGACAUAUCAUGGAGCAUUUAAAA